Molecule: messenger RNA, 667 nt
Organism: Thamnophis sirtalis
Lineage: Eukaryota; Metazoa; Chordata; Lepidosauria; Squamata; Natricidae
Source: RefSeq, a predicted model, not a curated record
AGGAAGGAAAGGGAAAGAAAGAGAAGGAAAGAAGAAAAAGGGAGGGAAGGAGAAACAAGAAAGAAAAGGAAGGAUGUUGACAUUCCUGUAAGUGUUGAUAAGGGAUAUCUAACAUUGGCAGUCAUAUAAAACAGGCACGCUCUUUCAGAUAGUGCCAUGUGUGCAUGUGUAAAUUGUUAUUAUUUUUUCUCCUUUCACUUUCCCCAAAUACCCGUAUAUUCCACGAACGAGGCCGGAGGAAUCGAGAGCUUUUUAUCAUUAUUAUUAUUAUUUUUCUCUCUGUCUCUUUCGAACUGUUAUAGCGUUGGGUUUUCGCCCUCUUUGCAGCAUGAUUUGAACUAGCCACCAUGGAUUAUUCACGGCUUCACAUGUAUAACCCUCCCCAGUGCCUGCCAGAGAACACUGGCUAUACUUAUGCCCUCAGCUCAAGUUACUCGUUGACCGCCUUAGAGUUUGAGACCACGCACAAGUUGGACCCCGUCUUCGACUCGCCAAGAAUGUCGAGGCGCAGCUUACGUUUGUCUACAGCGGGAUAUGGGGGCGCUAAAGACGAGGGUCUCUUCGGAAGCGGCAGCAGCUACGCUGGGAAAAAGAUGUUUGCCGAUCAGUCACCCCAGUAAGCCUUUCGUUUGCUACUGACCAUUCUUUUUUCUUUUUUUAAAUUUUU